UCGAUGAAGAAACUUGGGUUGCUAGAUCAGCUCUGCGCCCAGUCCAACCCAAAGCACCGCACCGCAUCAGCAUCCACCAGCCAGCCUCCCUGUCUCCGCGACUCCGCCUCUCUCUCUCUCUCCGCCGCUCCCUACACCGUUCGCGUCGGCUCCUCUCCUCGUGUCCCGAAACCCUCGCCAUGGCGGAGUCGCCCGAGAACGCCGCCCCCACCCCACCGCCACCAGCGCCACUGGUGUCUUCCUCCCCGCCCCCGAAGUCAGGGAUCCCGCCGCGGUACGACCUGGACGCCAAGUGGGACGCGUGCCUCGACCUCUCCAUCCGCCGCGUCGCCUACUCCUCCCUCGCCGGCGCCUUCGCGGGCCUCCUCCUCUUCCGUAGCCCAACUACGCGCUGGGCGUCAGUUGCACUUGGAGCUGGUGUGGGGAUAGGGGCGGCAUACACUGAAUGCUCCUACUUAUUCAAUGGUGCUCCUCCAAAGUGGUCACCCAAAGUCUCAACUGUUCCUUCUGCUCACUCUGAGGGAGAAGACAAGUAAACAUUCUCAUUGGAUGGGUCCAUCUCGGUGGAGUUUUGGAGUGUGUUCUUGAACUAGUUGCGUCAUGUUUGAUAUCACGCUAUUUAUGGCCAUAGUAUGACAUCAUCGAAGUUAGCAUGUACCACACUUCUGAGUCUUGUUUACACUUCGUGCAAACCUAUUCCAAUCGUGGUCUGAUGACCCCUGGCUGCGCACUGCGAGAGCUUUGUAAGCUGCCUUCAAUUGAUGGCUCAGUGACCAGGAAUAAAUCUUCCAUCAUGUGACUUGUUAGCAGCGUGCAUGCAUGGUACACAAUCCAUUGCCGGGGAGGUUCCCUUGCGCUGUUCCUAUG
This is a messenger RNA of Phragmites australis (common reed), 867 nucleotides long. Its product is annotated as MICOS complex subunit MIC10-like. The transcript has 3 exons. NCBI's taxonomy places the organism in Eukaryota, Viridiplantae, Streptophyta, Magnoliopsida, Poales, Poaceae. The record is from RefSeq and is a predicted model, not a curated record. Gene Ontology annotation, cellular component: mitochondrion; mitochondrial inner membrane; MICOS complex. The coding region runs from base 180 to 536 and encodes 118 amino acids.